Alternaria postmessia is the source of this 1293-nucleotide messenger RNA. RefSeq lists its product as uncharacterized. The record is from RefSeq and is a predicted model, not a curated record. Bases 1 to 1293 code for a protein of 430 amino acids. NCBI's taxonomy places the organism in Eukaryota, Fungi, Ascomycota, Dothideomycetes, Pleosporales, Pleosporaceae. The transcript has a single exon.
AUGCAGGCCGGUGACACCAGCUGGCUCAAUGCUAAGAACGGGGUCAGUGAGGACUGCUUGAAUUUGAAUGUCUGGGCACCCGACCAAACGAACGGAAAUCCACUGCCUGUAAUAGUCUACAUCUUUGGUGGAGGCUUUGAAGUGGGUGCAAACACCUCGGCAACAUCGAAUGGCUCAGGUCUUGCCAAAACUGGCCGGGCUGUUUGUGUGUCCGUCAACUACAGACUUGGCCCAUUCGGUUGGCUAUCGCUCUCUCAAUAUGGCGGCGUUUUUGCCAACGCCACCAACCUUGGCCUACAGGACAUGACCACCGCACUCAAGUGGGUGCAGGAGAACAUCGCGUGUUUCGGUGGCGACCCCCAAAAUGUUACUGUUGCCGGACACAGUGCCGGUGCCUACUCGGCCAUCGGCCUACUCGCCGCUCCAUCCGCUAGAGGGCUCUACAAGCGUCUUUCAGCGUUCUCGGGAGGCGCAUCCCGCAUUGUUCCAGCCUGGUGGGCUGAAGAACUGGCAAUGAAGUUCCUCGCCGCACUCGACAUCGCUGAUGAUCCUGAGCAACUGUUAAACCUAGACGCAAAGGUUCUUGCUGAGACACUCUUCAAGGUCACUCCCCGCGAUAUCGGUGACCGACAUGGUAUAGAUAAUACUACUAUCGGCAUUGUAGACGAUCGCUCUCAACCUGGAGCGAUUCUGGAUAGCACACCGCUGGAGGUGCUCAGAUCAGGGGCAUGCCGUGGAGUGGAUAUCAUCUUCAGCACGACGUCAAAUGAGGCGGACUGGUGGGUUCUCAACGCGACCGAGAAGUUCGACCCGGGCAGCAUCUCCAACAUAGUCGAAGAGCUUGUCGUAAAGUCGCGCAUUCCGAGAAGCCGCGCCAAAAGAAUCGUCGCUACGUACAAUGUCAACGGCCGCACUCCGGUCGAGGUGCGAGGGGCACUCUUCACUGACUACUUCUUCACCCUGCCCGCUGCCCGCGCAGCACUUGCACAUGCGGCUGCGGGUGGUAAUGCACGUCUGCUUACAGUUGGACCUGUCGAAGGUGCGCCUGCAGUACACGGUACAGAGAUGUACGGUAUUGUCGGUCAGCAGCGUCCUGAUUGUGGUGAUCAGCAAGUUACCCGGGAUGUCUUUGUUCGCGACGCCCUCCUUGACUUUGCUGAAGGCAACCACGAUCGACUUUGGGAGACUGUCAAGAACGAUCCAAUCUCACAAGGCGUCGGCAAACUAACAUAUGAACCUACAGCCCGUGCUAUCAAAGUGCUGGAAAUCUUUGAGCAUGUUGUGCGAACAUAG